GAACUGUUUCAUACAAAAUUAACUCUGUGAGAGCUGGUGUGGAUAUUGGUUAUAUGAGAGUCAUAUGUAACGCUCCCUCGUAGUGAAUGUGUGCAUGGACAUGUCGGAACGGUUCGAGGAAUUGCUACAUUAAGGAAAAUAUCGUUUCAACUUAAACUGGUGUAUUGGUGCACAUUUAAAGUUGGUGUAUAUUUCAAGUCUUUCGAAACAACAAUAUAACUAGGCUGGAUUUAGAACGUUUAAGGAAAAUAGCUGCAACCACAAAGGAUGAUUCACCUAUCAGCCAAGACUUUGUCAACAAAAUGGCUUCACCUGUUUUGCAUAACGACAUCUCUUCUGUGUCAAGUAACUGGUUUUAAGAAUAUGUCCACCUCAUCAACACCAUCGAUACAGUUCUUUACUAGCCUGGAAAAGGAAAAUGGCGCAAGGUCUCAGUUGCAAUCUGCUAGUAUUCAUAAAUCACAAAGGCAAAAGACUUUGGAUCAGCUGCUACAAGGCUAUGACCCGAGGAUUCCACCUAAUUAUGAAGAAGAUUUCCCAGUAAAAGUGCUUGUGCAGCUGCACAUAACCAACAUUGACAGCAUUAGCGAGUCAAAUAUGGAUUUCUCAAUCGGGAUGUUUCUGCGACAAAAAUGGAAUGAUACGCGACUGAAGUACACGGCACUUCCCCGCCUCAAAGCUCUUGAGCUGGACUCUCGAAUGAUGGACAAAGUUUGGGUCCCUGACCUUUUCAUAGCCAAUGAGAAGCAAGCACAUUUCCACGUGGUUACUGUGCCCAAUAAAUUGAUGCACAUUUAUCCCGAAGGAAGUGUCCAUUACAGCGUCAGAAUAACAGCAACGUUAAAAUGCAGCAUGGAUCUCCGGAAGUAUCCUCUUGACAAUCAAACCUGCAAUGUUAUAAUGGAAAGUUACGGAUACAGCACGGACAACCUUGUGUUUGGCUGGAAUCCUCUUCCGGUGACGCACGACAAUCGCUUGGUGCAGUCACAGUUCCAGUUUGGCGCCAUGGAAACCCUACGGUGUGACAAAGCAUACGUAGGAGGUAUGGACGGACGGACAGUCAACUACACGUGCAUCAUGCUGCAGUUUGAAAUGGUGAGAAGUUUUGGCUACUACAUCAUCCAGGUCUACAUCCCCUCCAUACUCAUCGUGAUCCUUUCGUGGGUAUCAUUUUGGCUCGACAUUGAUGCCGUACCUGCCCGAAUUUCUCUCGGUCUUCUUACGGUGCUCACGAUGACAACACAGAGCGCGGGUGCGAGGUCAGCUCUGCCAAGGGUCUCCUAUGUCAAAGGAAUAGACGUCUGGAUGGCGGCGUGUCUCAUAUUCGUGUUUUCGGCGUUGAUAGAAUUUGCUUACGUUAACGUAAAUUCCCGUGUAGAAAGGCGUCGUCGAGCGAGCUCUCAUCCUGCCUCAGGAUCCAUGUCCAGCGACAUGCUUAGUAAAAAUGGACGAGAGAUUAUUAUAGAAAAAAAGGGACCACCCCUCAGACGUUUAAGCAUGUUCACCCCAAGCCGGGAAAAAGCGCGAACAACGGACAGGUUUUCGCGUUUUGCAUUUCCAACGUCGUUCAUCGUAUUUAAUACUGCAUAUUGGAGUGUGUAUACAUUUUGGACGCCUGAUCCAUCUGAUGUUCAAUAGUGUCAUUAUUUACGAGUUUUGUAAAAUGUGGAUAUAUAUGUUUAAUUUUUAUAUUUCAAUACAUACUUAAUGUUAUUGUUGCUAAGGUCGUUUUGUGUGCACACAUCUUUUGUACAUCGCACAUUUUUAUUAGUAAAAUUAU
Messenger RNA from Mya arenaria, 1780 nucleotides. RefSeq names its product glycine receptor subunit alpha-3-like. Lineage: Eukaryota; Metazoa; Mollusca; Bivalvia; Myida; Myidae. Gene Ontology annotation, biological process: nervous system process; signal transduction; chloride transmembrane transport. Bases 268 to 1638 code for a protein of 456 amino acids. Gene Ontology annotation, molecular function: neurotransmitter receptor activity; transmembrane signaling receptor activity; chloride channel activity. Gene Ontology annotation, cellular component: membrane; synapse; neuron projection. The record is from RefSeq and is a predicted model, not a curated record. The transcript has 10 exons.